This is a messenger RNA of Aspergillus chevalieri, 2043 nucleotides long. RefSeq lists its product as uncharacterized. The transcript has a single exon. The coding region runs from base 1 to 2043 and encodes 680 amino acids. NCBI's taxonomy places the organism in Eukaryota, Fungi, Ascomycota, Eurotiomycetes, Eurotiales, Aspergillaceae. The record is from RefSeq and is a predicted model, not a curated record.
AUGCGUUCUCUCCAAUUAAUGGCCCUGCUGGGCCUCGCGGCUCUUCCCCAGGUAGCUCUGGGAUCGUGCCCGUAUGCCCAGCAGAUGGCCCGGGAUACCAGCAAUCUCCUAUCAAGUAAUCCGCAUGUGCACUCAGCACGCAGCAGCAACAGCGAUGCCAUUACAGCCCCGGCAGGCAAGAAGGGUGUGUUCUUGAUGAACCGGAUUGCCCCUGGUUCAUCGCAGCUCUACAUCGCCAACGCGGACGGCACCAACGAACGCCCUCUCCUUUCGAACCCCGUCUUCGAGUACCACGCUGAAUUCUCGCCUGAUGGCCAAUGGAUCAGUUUCACCAGCGAGCGCAAUGGGGAUGGUAACUCGGAUAUCUACCGCGUCCGCACCAACGGCUCUGACCUUCAGGAACUCGUCUCCACCCCGUCGAUCGAGGAUAGCGCCGUGCUGUCACCGAACGGCAAGCUCGCCGCAUACGUAUCCACCACGAACGGAUAUAAGGCGAACAUCUGGGUCCUGGAGAUCCAUUCUGGAAAGAAGUGGAAUGUCACCAACACGCCUUUGACCCCUGCUGCGAACGAAUCCCUGCCUAACGGAUACUUCCGUCCGUCGUGGUCGCCGGAUGGACAGUGGCUUGCGUUCUCGUCGGAUCGGAACUCGGGAUGGUAUGGGCAUGGGGAUCCUGUGUUCUUGGGUGUUUCGGGAUGGGAGCACACGCAGGAACUGUCUCUUUAUGCGGUGCGCCCCAAUGGGUCUGAUUUCAGACAGAUUGUCUCGAAGAAUGGGUACUCGUUGGGAUCCCCGAAGUGGUCGCAUGAUGGAUCGCGGAUUAUUUACUACGAGAUGACCCGUGAGACGACUUGGGAUGCACACCGGCCGGAAUCUGUGGGCUCUGCAAACUCGACGAUUGUGUCUGUUGACUUUGCGACGGGCAAGGAUCGCAGGGUCGAGGUUUCGGGGACUGGUGUGAAGAUUUUCCCGCAGUUCCUCGAUAACAAGAGUACCGUUGGGUACUUUUACAAGGGUGGUACCAAGGAGGGUCUCUAUAGCACUAACGGUCGGUACAUCAACACGACGGACAUCACCCUCCGCUCCCCAGCUUGGUCCCCCGACGGAAAGAAGAUGGUCUACGAAAAGACAGCCUGGAACGUCCGCCCGAUGGAGAAGAAGCUGUACUCUUGGGACGACAACUGGGAGUACCGCUUCACAGAUGUCUUCCCGCAACUCUCUAACCGGAACGUCCUUGCCUACACCGAAAAACAACUCGGCAAUUCCUCUGUCGUCUCCAGAAACCCAGACAACACCACCGCGCGCCUCGUCCUUGACGACAUGAACACCGACUUCAUCAGCGCCUCUGAAGUCUCCCAGGGUCUCGCAGGCGCCUUCCAACCCUCCUGGUCACCUGACGGUCGAUGGAUCACCGUGGGAGUGGGCUACUGGUUCCAAACGCGCGCCGAAAGCGGCGGGUGGCUCGUCCGCGCCCCAACGAACGGCUCCUCUAACUACGAGGUUCUCACCCAAUCUACCACCGAUCUAACUACUAACACCUCCGCCAUAAACUCCGGCUUCCCGUCUUUCUCGCACGACGGCAAGAAAAUCGUCUACCGCGUCUGGGGCGCAAACUCCACCUCUGGCGACCGCAACCAGCUCGGUCUGCGCCUCCUCGACCUCGAAACCCGCAAAAUCACCACCCUAACCACAGAAUGGGACAACCUCCCCUUCUUCUCCCCCGACGGCAGCCGCAUCGUCUUCACCCGCAAAACCAGUCCGACAAACUACGACGUGUGCACGAUGAACCCCGACGGAACGGACAUCAAAGUGUUGACGAGCAGCGGCGCGAACGAUGCACACGCGGUGUGGUCGCAUGAUGGGAAGAUCAUCUAUUCGACGGGGAUGUUCGGGUUCCAGUAUGAGUGCGCGCUGUACGAUCAGACGUUUCAGCCGUAUGGGCAGAUCAUGAUUAUGGAUGCGGAUGGGAGCAACAAAAGGGUGCUGACGGAUUCGAUUUGGGAGGAUAGUAUGCCGUUGUUUGUGCCGAAUAAGGAUCUAUAG